AUCACUGUAACACCUUUAAUGCUUUGAGGAAUAAAACUGCCAUGAAGUGAUGGAAUCAGGAAGAAACUUUCCUAGUGGGGAUCUCCCCUAGGAGAAGGGCCCCACUGCUUUUUCCUGUAAUCUCAUGUUCUUCAGGGCCACCCAGGCACCCGAUGCAGCAGAGGGUAUUUGCCAAGCACAGGAUCAGCUUGGAUAGAUGGGGUAAAGGGGAAGCACUUCAUAGGCAGCCUCUGCAGAUGAAGUGUAGCCUUGUUUUCAGUCACCCCCAGCACCAUGGCAGGCUGCAAAGCCUUCAUGAGAUCAACUAUUUGGGCAGUAUGUCCUCACUGACCCCUCUCCCACUGUUUCUUCCCCUGACUCCCAUUGCUGAGGCUUCAAGAGAUGCCCCAGAAGUCAGAGAAGCUGGAGAUUUUAUUGCACCCUGAACAAAAGAUGGGCCCUGGACUCCAAGCAGAUUGCACCCUUUCUUGCCAAGGCCUGACCAAGUCCUAGAAGUCUCCUCUGAGGUGAGAAAGUAGGAAACCCUAAUGUGAAGCAGAGGCUUUGACCUGACUGCACAUGACAGUGUCACACUUGUAAAGCCCCAGUGCUGAACCCCCAGCAAGCCUAGCCCCUCUUCUGCUGGGCCCCCUGCCCAGGGCCAUGCUUCAGCCACCCAGACCCAUGUGGGACCCCCCUGUCAUCGUCACAGACAGGCAGCACUGAGGGAACCAGCACCACUCCAUGCAGGGCAGCAGGAGAUGGGGCUCUGGCAGACCCCAUCCGUCCCUCCUCACAUGGGUCAUCGGCUCGUUUUCCAGCGUGGUCAUGAGGGAUGGCCCCUGGAACCACAGAGCUUCUGCCCAUCGCCGCCACCUCGCCCGCAGCAUCACCAGACUCCCCGGGGCAAUGAAGUCAUUUCUAACACCCUGAAGGGACAUUUCCCUCGCGGGUGCGUGUUUCCCCAGCAAUCACACACAAAAGGGCAUCCUCGGCCGAGUGCCCCAGCGCUGGGCUCGUCCCCCGCGGCCGCCCAUCCCCGCUCAUUUCCUGGCUGGGCGAUGGCAGGCGGCCGGGCAGCACUUUCUCUUCCUCAGCCAAUUGCAUCUUCAAUCCAUAUCGGAGGAUCGCGGGGUGUGAGGCGUGGGAGAGCCCGGGGCCGGUGCGGCAGGCACCGGGGAGGAACCGGGAGCAGGAGCAGGAGGAAGAGGAGGGAGAGGAGCGAGGAAGAGGCCUGGGGCGGGCAGCCCCCGGGGUCGGGCCGCGUUGGCCGGCCCAGCCGCUUAAAUGCAACCCCUGGGGCACCGGCUUCUGUCUGAUGAGACCGCUCCAGGGCUGCCGGGGAAGGGGCGUCGUCGUGGGGACCGUCACCCUCUGCCUGGCCGCCGGGUGGGCUCUGCAGACUCCUGGAGGAGUAUCGUUAGUUGUCCCACAACCCAGCAUCAACGCAACAGUGGCACAGAACAUCCUCCUCUCAGUUGAAUACUCUUGCAGAGGUGUUGCCACCAUUGAGUGGAAGCAUGUGUCAAGCUGGGGCACCACCAAAAUUGUUGAGUGGAAAAGUGGGAAUUAUGUCAACAUAUCCACGGUCUACAAGGACAGAGUGACUACUUUUGAAAAUGGCUCUAUACAGCUUCUGAACGUGGGCAUGAGAGAUGCUGGCUACUAUUUUAUCACUGUGACAGAGGAGCAUGGAGCUAACACCUACGGCACCAUCGUAGUCAAUGUUUACGAGAUUAUCUAUGAAGAUUUACAUUUUGUAGCAGUUCUCUUUACAUUUCUUGCUGCUGUAUCUGCCAUUUUGGUCUGCUUCAUGUGGCUGUGUAAUAAAUCUCUGCAUCUAUUUCAGAAGAAGAUGACACACAAACUAACAGCAAGUACAACUGAAGAGAUUGAAUUGGAAACCAUUGAGUGUUAGCCAAGGACUGUCUCAUAACAAAAAUAACAAUUCUACCUCAGGAAAAAGCACUGGCAAAGAAAGGGAGAAGAAACCUUAAAGGUAACAUGUUUGUGACUGCUGCAGAAACAUCCUGACUUGCAAACUAAUUAGACUUUAAAUCAGCAGCGUCUGAUGGAGCUGUUUUGACCUGUUUUGACCUGUUAAGUUUUCAGCUCUGCUAACCAAGGUUGAAGUAAAAAAGAGUAUGCUUUCAUGCUGAGCACGAACACAUUUUUGUGGCUCAUUAAUAAAAUCUACAGCCUCUACCACUCUUAAAACCAACCAACUAAGCCUCUAAGAGCAACCCAGAAAGGAAAUGAUCAUGGUCUUGAAAGACACCUGUAUUUUGGCUAUAGCAAGUCUCCUAUUACAGACAGAGCAGCCAUUAGCAUCCUUCAACAUAAUAAAUUUAAUGUCUAAUUACAGUAUCAUAUUAAAAAACUAAUUGCAAGGACUGAAUCCUGUUUAUUGCGCCUCUGCUGCUAGUUUUGGGCGUAAAGAAUUUCCUGAAGCUCUAAACACAAACUGCAAUUCUUCAUGAGAUAAAACUGCCUUUGAAACAAUGCCGAGCUGGUCAAAGUUCCCCACUUACGUUUCCCAGUGUUUGCACUGCCCCAGGAUAUUAACACACAUUUUAUGACAUUACUACAGCAGGUUGUUAAACAAUGAACCAUGCACAGGCACUGAAGAAGACGCUGCCUAUAGUAAUUAGAGGGGUCAGAUAAAAUACUGACACAUCACACCACAGGGGUGGUAAAACACUAAACAGUUCAUUGUGAAAGAUGUCAAGUCCUUUGCAAACUUACUAAUAGUCUAUCUGUGAAGAAAAAUUGAAACAGCAUUACUCAGAAAUCCAGUAUUUACAAAUACAGUUUGAAGUUGCUCUUGUUGAGAAGCCGCCUUUGCUUUCCUACGUUGUAAGAAAACAUGAAGUGAUUGAACUAAUGUCUUCUUGAACCCGCAUAUUGCACUUAUAUUCUCCACCUGCAGAUCUGCUGGGUGGAAUAACAUUUGUUUUUGUGAGUGAGGAAGCACUGACCUGACUGAGCUCCAAAUUACCCUGGUUUGCUUUUGUAAUGAGAAGAACUUUGCAGUGUGAAAUAAACUUUGAAAACUUACUUAUA
Messenger RNA from Strigops habroptila (Kakapo), 3042 nucleotides. RefSeq names its product V-set and transmembrane domain containing 5 (gene VSTM5). Gene Ontology annotation, cellular component: plasma membrane; dendrite; axon. NCBI's taxonomy places the organism in Eukaryota, Metazoa, Chordata, Aves, Psittaciformes, Psittacidae. The record is from RefSeq and is a predicted model, not a curated record. The transcript is spliced from 4 exons. Gene Ontology annotation, biological process: positive regulation of excitatory synapse assembly; filopodium assembly. Bases 1298 to 1897 code for a protein of 199 amino acids.